Gekko japonicus is the source of this 2903-nucleotide messenger RNA. Its product is annotated as sarcoplasmic/endoplasmic reticulum calcium ATPase 3. The transcript has 18 exons. Gene Ontology annotation, cellular component: membrane. The coding region runs from base 16 to 2739 and encodes 907 amino acids. Gene Ontology annotation, biological process: calcium ion transmembrane transport; intracellular calcium ion homeostasis. NCBI's taxonomy places the organism in Eukaryota, Metazoa, Chordata, Lepidosauria, Squamata, Gekkonidae. The record is from RefSeq and is a predicted model, not a curated record. Gene Ontology annotation, molecular function: P-type calcium transporter activity; ATP binding; ATP hydrolysis activity.
CCUGUUGUCAUCAUCAUGAUCCUCAUCGCCAAUGCGGUGGUGGGAGUGUGGCAGGUAUGGUAUAAAGCGCCUGUGUCCAAUGUUCCCUCUAAGCUGCGGAAGUACGAACCGGAGAUGGGGAAAGUGAUCAGGGGAGACAGAAACGGAGUUCAAAGGAUCCGAGCUCGAGACAUCGUCCCGGGUGACAUUGUGGAAGUGGCAGUUGGCGACAAAGUGCCUGCCGACAUCAGGAUCAUCGAGAUCAAAUCUACGACGUUACGGGUCGACCAGUCCAUUCUUACGGGUGAAUCUGUGUCAAUCAUCAAGCACACAGACCCUGUUCCAGAUCCGAGAGCUGUCAACCAGGAUAAAAAGAACAUGCUGUUUUCUGGUACCAACAUUGCUGCCGGCAAAGCUGUUGGUGUUGUCAUUGCCACGGGGGUCUACACAGAAAUUGGGAAGAUCAGGAACCAGAUGGUUGCCACCGAGCCUGAAAAGACCCCCUUGCAGCAGAAGCUGGAUGAGUUCAGCCAACAGCUCUCUAAGGUCAUUUCCCUGGUCUGCAUAGCUGUGUGGGUCAUCAACAUCAGCCACUUCAGUGACCCUGUGCAUGGUGGCUCUUGGUUCCGUGGGGCCAUCUACUACUUUAAAAUUGCUGUGGCCUUGGCCGUGGCUGCCAUUCCCGAGGGACUUCCGGCUGUCAUCACAACUUGCCUGGCGCUGGGCACCCGCCGGAUGGCCAAGAAGAAUGCGAUUGUGAGGAGUCUUCCUUCAGUGGAAACCCUGGGCUGCACUUCGGUCAUCUGCUCGGACAAGACGGGCACGCUAACAACCAAUCAGAUGUCGGUCUGCAGGAUGUUCAUUGUCGACAAGAUAGAAGGAAUUAAUUGCAGCCUUCACGAGCUCACCAUCACUGGAUCCACGUAUGCCCCCGAAGGACAAGUGCUGAAGAACGACAGACCUGUUCAGUGUGGGCUAUAUGACGGCUUGGUGGAGCUGGCCACGAUCUGUGCCCUUUGUAAUGAUUCUUCCCUGGAUUACAACGAGUCCAAGAAAGUCUACGAAAAGGUGGGAGAAGCAACUGAAACGGCCUUGACGUGUUUGGUGGAAAAGAUGAACGUUUUCAACACAGACCUUGACCAACUCUCCAAGGUGGAACGCGCCAAUGCCUGCAACUCAGUGAUAAAGAAGCUGAUGAAGAAGGAAUGCACACUUGAGUUCUCCCGGGAUCGCAAGUCCAUGUCAGUUUACUGUACACCCGUAGCCUCUAACCACAACUCCUCUGGCAGCAAACUCUUUGUCAAGGGUGCCCCAGAAAGUGUCAUUGAGCGCUGUAACUACGUCCGCGUGGGCAGCAGUAAGCUCCCCCUGACUCUCUCCACCAAGGAGAAGAUACUCUCCAGAAUCCGGGAGUGGGGCACUGGUAUCGACACGCUGCGCUGCCUGGCGUUGGCCACUCGGGACCACCCUCCGCGGAAAGAGGAGAUGCGUGUGGAUGACUCCAGCCAGUUCAUUAACUACGAGACGAAUCUGACUUUUGUCGGCUGCGUUGGGAUGUUGGACCCUCCCCGGAAGGAAGUGAUGUCAUCCAUCGAGAUGUGCAGGAAAGCCGGUAUCCGAGUGAUCAUGAUCACCGGCGACAACAAGGGGACGGCCGUGGCCAUCUGCCGGAGGAUCGGGAUCUUCUCGGAGACCGAGGACGUGACGGGCAAAGCCUACACGGGCAGGGAGUUCGAUGACCUUGCCCCGGAGGUGCAGCGGGAAGCCUGCCUCUCCGCUCGGUGUUUUGCUCGGGUGGAGCCUGCCCACAAGUCCAAGAUAGUUGAAUAUCUACAGUCCUUCAAUGAAAUCACUGCGAUGACGGGCGACGGAGUAAAUGAUGCCCCAGCUUUGAAGAAAGCCGAAAUCGGCAUUGCUAUGGGCUCCGGCACGGCUGUGGCCAAGUCAGCGGCAGAAAUGGUCUUAUCCGAUGACAACUUUUCAACCAUCGUUGCAGCUGUGGAGGAGGGCAGGGCCAUCUACAACAACAUGAAGCAGUUCAUCCGUUACCUCAUCUCUUCCAAUGUCGGGGAGGUUGUCUGUAUCUUCCUGACGGCUAUCUUGGGGCUGCCCGAAGCGCUGAUCCCAGUCCAGCUUCUGUGGGUGAACUUGGUGACAGACGGUUUGCCAGCCACGGCCCUUGGCUUCAAUCCCCCCGACCUCGACAUCAUGGACAAGCUGCCCCGAAAUCCCCGGGAGCCUCUCAUCAGCGGAUGGCUUUUCUUCCGCUACCUAGCCAUCGGAGUGUACGUUGGCCUGGCGACAGUAGGUGCAGCCACCUGGUGGUUUUUGUAUGAUGCUGAAGGGCCCCAAGUUACCUUUUACCAGCUGAGGAACUUUAUGAGAUGCACUGAGGACAACCCCAUCUUUGAAGGGGUCGACUGCGAAAUCUUCGAAUCUCGCUAUCCAACGACGAUGGCGCUCUCGGUGCUGGUGACCAUUGAGAUGUGCAACGCCCUGAACAGUGUGUCUGAAAACCAGUCGCUGCUGAGGAUGCCUCCUUGGCUCAACCUGUGGCUCCUCGGGGCGAUUGUCGUGUCGAUGGCUCUGCAUUUCCUGAUUCUCUAUGUCAAGCCAUUGCCCCUGAUCUUCCAGGUAACGCCUCUCCACUGGCCGCAGUGGGUGGUUGUGAUGAAAAUCUCGUUGCCGGUUAUCCUGCUGGACGAAGGCUUGAAGUACCUCUCCCGCAACCAUUUAGAGGGCAAAGAGAUCAAGAAAUGAACACUAUGAACUCAGCUUCUCAACAAAGGAGCCCUCAACUCUCAACUGGGACUGAAGAAUUUGCAUGCUAGAACAUCGCCAAAAGCCAGCAAGCAACAUGCAUGUGUUUUGAGUCUCAGACUUGAUGCGGGUGAAUCAUCAAAAGAAACAAAAAAACUGAUUUG